AUGAACUUUGACACUCAAUUUAUGAACGUGAGGCUAAAGAGCCGAAUGUUGGCACUUCAGUUGACACUUUUUUUAACCAUCACCUCCGUUGUCAGUAACGACGUCAAUGGCUCUAAUUUCCGUAAACUGUUGAUUGGCCUCCAGGCUCCGUGGAACAUAUCGUUUCCCUUCAGUGCCCUACGACUGGGCUCAGCCGUACAGAUAGCCAUGGAUAAAGUGAACAUGAACCCUUCCUUCCUGGGCAACUACAGUCUGGAUUUUGUCUACAGAGAUACUGACUGUAAUCCCAAAGCAUCACUGGGAGGUUUCAUUGAGCAGGUGUGGAAAGAAAACGUGUCUGCACUUUUGGGUCCAGCCUGUCCUGAAGAAGCUGAGGCUACUGGUCUCAUUGCAUCAGUGUGGAACAUCCCCAUGUUUGGUUUUGUAGGACAGUCCUCCAAAAUGGACAACAGUGACAUUUAUGAUUCCUACAUCAAGAUUGUGCCGCCUCUUAAAAGAAGCGCUGAGGUUCUGGCGAAGACGCUACAGUUUUUCGGCUGGACUCAUGUGGCUAUGAUCGGUGGAGGACUGGAUUCCGGUACUUGGGACAAAGUUGAUGCCCUGUGGAAAACGGUUGAAAAUCUACUGAGGGACAAAUUCAAAGUGAAUGCAGUGGUCAAGUUCGACACCAGCAAUCGUCGGCUCCUUUUUCAAAAUAUUAAGUAUAUCGCCACGGUUGCCAGAGUGGUUGUGGUGUUAACGAACAGGGAGGACUCAAUGGCUUUGUUACUGGAGGCUGAGCGACAGGGCCUGAUGAAUGGAGAGUAUGUCUUCUUCUUACUGCAGCAUUUUGAGGAUAACUUGUGGAAAUAUGCCUUGAACAGCCGAGAUAACCAAACUGCAAUAAGAGCCUUUGGCAUGGUCUUUAUCAUUGGACAGAAAACCUUUGAAAGCUAUGAGUAUUAUGACUUCUUGGAGCAAGUUUUUAAAAGAUUAAAAACUCACCCAUUUCAGAGUAACCUAACAUCUGAAGCAGAGGUCAGCCUCUACUCUGCCUACCUACAUGAUUCAGUUCUGCUUUACGCUAUGGGCCUGAAGGAACUCCUCAAACACGGCAAAGACCCUCAUGAUGGACAGCAGUUUUUACAGAUCAUUAAACAAAAGAGCAUUCGAUUUCAUGGUGCCUCUGGAUUAGUCCACUUUGAUGAAUAUGGGGAGAGAAAUUUGGAUUAUUCCAUUUAUGACUUGCAGCAGAAGGGAGAUACCACCAAGUUUGUGCCAAUCCUCCAUUACGACAGCCAUACCAAAGCCGUGAGGCCAACAUCUUUGUUUGCUUCAGUGGUCUGGCCCAAAGGAAAACCUCCAUCUGAUAAUCCAGAAUGUGGUUUUGACAAUGAACAAUGUGAAUGGCUAGUGAAUGACAUCGCCCUACUGGCCCUGCUGGUGAUCUUUCCAGUCAUAGGAGUGUUGCUACUCUUGUGGAUUGGGAUCCUGGUUGUGCAGAAACUACGGCUCCAAGUGAAAGUUGAAGACACAUGUUGGUGGCUGAUUGACUACAGGGACAUCACCAUCAUCCGGGAGACCACAGGAACGAUGGCACUGUCUGCGACCUCCAUAGGGAGUCACAGUGGGAGCACUGAUUCUCGAUCUAGUAACAGUUAUGGCCUGAAAGAUAAAGCAGGAAAAGAGCAUGCUUUCACCACCAUUGGCCUUUUCCAAGGAAAUCAAGUGGCAAUCCAGUACAUUAAGAACCACACUGGGAUUAACAUCCAGAAGCCUUCCAUUAUCUCUGAGUUCAAUGUGAUGAAAGAGAUGAAACACGAGAACUUGGUGCAGUUCUUUGGUGUCUGCGUUGAGCCACCAAAUGUCUGUUUGGUCAUGCAGUACUGUAAAAAAGGAAGCCUUAAGGAUAUUAUGAAGGCUUCAGAUGUUGAACUGGAUACGAUAUUUAAACUCUCCUUUGCUUAUGACAUUGUUAAUGGAAUGGAUUUCAUUCACAAGAGUUCCCUAAAAUUCCAUGGUAACCUGAAGCCCAGUACAUGUCUUGUGGAUAGCCGACUUCAGAUUAAACUCUCCAGUUUUGGACUUUGGGAAUUUAAACAUGGACUUAAAAAAAAGAUAAUCUCACAGGAGAAUCCCAGAUUUGAAGAAAUGUAUUGGACAGCGCCAGAGCUCCUGAGACAAGUCAGUCCUGUAGUUCAGGGCACACCCAAGGGUGAUGUCUACAGCUUUGCCAUCAUUGUAUGGGAACUUGUGUACAAUUCCAAAGCCAGCCCAUACCAUGACAUCAACCUGGAGCCAAAAGAGAUUAUUAUGCAGUUGCGGACUCCUUUCCGAAGAGAACCCCUCCGACCUGUGCUUUCUGACCAGCUGUGUGAAGAAAACAUCAAUGCACUGCUGAGGGUGUGUUGGAGCGAAAACCCUGACCAGAGACCCCCGUUCAGCUCUAUACGUAGACAGCUGAGGGAUAUCAGCCCAGAUAGUCAUGCAAAUAUAUUGGACAAUAUGGUGGAAAAGCUGGAGAAAUACACAAAUCACUUGGAAGAGGUGGUGGAACAAAGGACCAAUCAGCUCACAGCAGAGAAAGCGCGUGCGGACAAGCUCCUCGCCAGCAUGUUACCACGGUACAUUGCCGAUCAGUUGAUGUCAGGGAAGUUGGUGGAGCCACGUAGCUAUGAAAUGGUGACAAUCUGCUUUUCUGAUAUUGUGGGCUUUACCUCCAUGUGCUCUGUCAGUUCUGCAAUGGAGGUGGUGACCUUCCUCAAUGACCUCUACAGUCGCUUUGAUGACAUCAUCAAGUUGUACGAUGUCUACAAAGUGGAAACAAUUGGCGAUGCUUAUAUGGUAGCCAGCGGUCUGCCUCUGAGCAAUGGCAAUAAGCACGCUUUGGAGAUCGCAACAAUGGCUCUGCAUUUCCUCAGUGCAAUCAAGGUCUUCAAAAUUCAUCAUAUGCCUACUGAGAGUCUUGCUAUUCGCAUUGGGAUACAUUCAGGUGCAGUGGUGGCUGGAGUGGUCGGCACCACAAUGCCACGCUACUGUCUUUUUGGCGACACAGUGAACACUGCGUCACGGAUGGAAAGCAGCAGCUUACCCCUGAAGAUUCACAUCUCCCAGUGCACAGCUGACAUUCUCAUCCAGGCUGGGUCCUUUGUCCUGGAGGAAAGAGGGGAAAUUGAAAUUAAGGGUAAAGGCUGCCACAAGACCUACUGGCUCCUGAGUAAAAAUGGUUUUAAUCCCAGUCUUGUUGCUCACAACCCUCAAAACGCUGACAAACUACAAACAGAGUUCCAAGCUAUCUCCAAGUUUGGACAUGCUUUGCUGAUGCUCAGGAGAGGCCUUCAGCAAGUCAAAGCCCUUUUUCUUUCCUAUCCCGGAGAGUGCACUGCUGCUGUCACAUCCAGUUAA
Thalassophryne amazonica is the source of this 3384-nucleotide messenger RNA. RefSeq names its product guanylate cyclase 2g (gene gucy2g). Gene Ontology annotation, molecular function: guanylate cyclase activity; peptide receptor activity; protein kinase activity. Gene Ontology annotation, biological process: receptor guanylyl cyclase signaling pathway; cGMP biosynthetic process; intracellular signal transduction. Bases 1 to 3384 code for a protein of 1127 amino acids. NCBI's taxonomy places the organism in Eukaryota, Metazoa, Chordata, Actinopteri, Batrachoidiformes, Batrachoididae. Gene Ontology annotation, cellular component: membrane. The transcript has 23 exons. The record is from RefSeq and is a predicted model, not a curated record.